ACGUCACCACCCGCUGCUCCGACGUCCCCUACGCCAGUUGCUCCCCCGCACCGCCUUGUCCGCCACUAAUGGCGGCCUUUAGCCCCAUAGCCAUAGGCCACCCACGCGACGCCGCAGCUUACUCGGCGGCCGACGCGGCCGCAUAUACGCCACGGCUCACUGUCCGCUGCGCCUCCCCCUCUCCCCACGGCGCGCGCGCGCCAGGAUUGGCUCAUUUUCGCUGGCCGGGGAGGAGGGGAUUCCCCGUGACGGUGGCCGCGCGGAAAUUCGCUCCGCCUCCCGUGCUGUGUGCGGCGCCUUCAGCCCACACGUUUUCCUUUUGAUUCCCGCGGAUCGGCGGAUGCGGAGGCCGCCGUCGGGAUGGGGACGGGGAUGUUGCCGGGUUGGCAAAGUAGUGGGGCUGCUUGGCACUUGAUCCAUUCUUUCCUGGCAGUGGUGGCGCAAGUGGCCGGCAGGACAGGUGCCCGGCGCCGCCGGCGCUGCAUCUAGCUGCUUCUCUGCGAGUGGCCGGGUUCUUUUAAGCCUUGGCUGGUUGCUGUUUCUCGCCGCGGAGGCGUUCCGGGCUGAUCUCGCGCGUGCCUGGGGAGAAGAAGCCAGCGGUCGCUGAGUUAGUUCAAGUCUCCUCUUCUGCGUUCUGUCUCCUUAAUAGUGGUUGCUUGUUCCGCUUUGCUGUGUAGAUUUUGCUUGAAUUUUGGGCUCUUUAUUAUACGAACCGCAGCAUUACCAUGCCAACUUCGCUGAGGACGGCACUAAUAGCAUCUUCUUUUGUAAGCACUUCUCCUGCUUCGUAUAGCAAAUGAAGAAUUCUCUUCUAGUCCUCUUGGAUUGAGGUUUUGGGAUUUCGGGUGAGUAUUAAGGCGUCUCUUUUGUCAAGUGAUUCUUGGGACAACCGUGUACCUUGGAUGUACAAGUUUCGCCACUGUCCUUUGUUGAUGUUGCAUAACACACUCGACAGCAAGCCUUGCCUGCAAUAAGAACCUCGUAAACGUGCGAAGAUUAUUUGUCGCAGUUAGUGCUAGUCCUAAUUUCAUGUUCAAGGAUAUUACAACACUUCUGCACCUCUGCUUUGUAUUUUGACUAACUGAUAUAUUAAUUCCUUGAAGUGCGAUUCUUUAAUGAAGCUACUAAUACUACUUUGUUGGUAAUAUUGCCAUCAGCUUGUUUUCUUGAACUAAAGCUGAUGACUUGUACUUUCUGCAGCUCUAGUUUUUGUUUCAUUGUUGAUACGUUGUGGAUUCAUUCAAGACGGUAAUGCAUAAUUUUCAAAAAAAAAGAUGGUAAUGCAUAUACUAUUUUACAAUUUCUGAUAGUACAACUUGAUGUUUGGUUGGGUGUAGGUUUAAUAUUGUGCAAAGAGCAAUUUACAAUUCAAUAUAUAAAAAUAUGAUAGAAUGAACUGGAGAGUGGAGAUAGUCUUUGACUUACUUUUGAUAUGAAAAUAUUUCAUGAGUUUAUUAUUCACAGAAGGGAUAAGCUAAAUGAAAAAAAAACAUGGCUGGGGGGGGGUGUGAAAUGGCCCCCACCGUAUUUCAUUAAGAGGAAGCGACCACGGCUUCUCCGACCGCGGAAAAACCCCCCGAACCCUGGCCCAUGCCCACAAGGGCCAUGCCUUGCGGCGAGCACAGCGAGGGGGAUAAACUAAAUGAACAUGUCGACGAAUCUUUAGAAUAAAACAAGAAAAGAACGUUGAUGUUUCAUUUUUCGCUUCUAACAAGUCUUUUGUUUAAAGGAAAUUCAAAUAGAGAUUGAACUAUAGUAGAAUUGUUUGUGAAAUUUCUAGCGCCAGUAAUUGUUAUGAUUCUUGCAAUACUCUCUGCCUUCCACUCUUGGUUGUACCUUCUUCACUUGGCAUAUAUAUUGCUUCACUUUUUUAGCGAAGUCUUCAAUUUGAGCUAAUCUCCAUUCUUUCCAUUCUGACAGAACAUUCAAGCAAAUUUAUGAAACUGCACUGCACUUGGAAGCUGUAACCAUGUCAGAUUGCCCUGCCAAAAUAUUUGGAGAGAAAGAGUUUCAAAUUCUGUCGAGUGAAAGAGAUCUUGGUUUACCUUGUGAGCUCAUCAAAGCUAGAGUGUCUGAAAGACUGAUGCUUGGAGUGCGCAAUACAGGUGCAUCUGCAGAGAAUACACAUCAGUUUAGUUCUAAGACGUGGGGCAUAACUCAUAAUGUUUGCCAAGGAGUUGAAUACAAGAAUGUUGAUCGAGUUGGUACACCUUUUGGAAGUUCCACGAUGCAAAAAAAUAUGAACUUAUAUUCUGCUAAUACAGUGGUAUCAGAAAGAUUUUCUUUUCAUAAGCUUUCAGAUAUAUCUGUGAAUUCUCAUAAAGUUUUGAGCUCAGACAAUCUGAGAAUGGAGUGGGAUCACUUCCCCAUGUUUGAAAUUAACCGAAAGAUUGACAGUAUACUUAAUCCAAGGCGCACUGCAUUUGGUACUUCACCUGAUAAGUCUUUUGUUCAGCAGAAAAAAUUGAAGGUAAACAUGUCUACAUCUAAUGUGAUGGCAUUUUCAUCAAAGGAAUAUCAGUUCCAUCCACUUCAAAUAGCUGAUGAGAAUAUAAGUAAGUGCAUAUCUACAGGUGGCAUCCUGUCUCACCAAGAUAAACAUAUUGGUCUCAAUUUUGAUCAGGCUGGGAAAAAACUGAAAGGUCAAUUAUCAAUUGAAGAGUCAAACUCUUGCAGCAAGAAUGAGACUGAUCCAUCAUGUUCAAUGACAGACAAGCUCUGUGCUAGCAAUCUUAAUGUGAAUGCAAAGGAAGCACCUUGCAGAAAAGAGAACGAAAAUGCUGAAGGUACACUCCUGGAAAUGAAAUUAGGAGCAUUAGGAGGAUGCCCUAAGCAACAAGAUUUUGAGAGAGUAGCACAUCAUGGCUCAUUGCUUGGUAGAGAAUGUGAGAUGCGACAGAUCAAUGCUUCUACCACCAGUAAAGGGGGUGAUGUGGGAACUAGUGAUCGUGGUAUGGUCUUUGGUAAUCUAUCACAGAGUGAACAUGAGAAUCUGCAUGCACAGAGAGUGAUUUCUGCAACGAAGUCGACAGAAUCAUGCGACCUACCUGGUAAAGUUGAAAGCACACUGGCAAUGAAGAGUAGGGUUGAAACAUUGGCCCUUGGGAAACCACCAAAGGACAUAUUGACAGAUGGCAAGCAAAAAGUUCCCUGCUUAUUUGAAAUGCUAACACUACCUUCCAUAUCUUCAGGUAGAUCUUGUGGCAACAUGGGUAGUUGUUCGCUGGGAGCGCAGAAACAGUUCGCAACUAAGACUGAUACUUUGUAUGGUGGCACACAUCAUGCAUCAGGCUUCGCUUCAACGUCAAUACACAAGGUAUUACACCAGCUUGGUGUUUGCAACCAUAAAAGUGACUCUGGCUGUCCAAACACGGCAAAAUCUGAGCAGAUAGCAACUUCAUCUAUCAGAGGAGUAUCAAGCUGCAGUGGAGGACACGAAACUCUCAACACGAGUGCAGGGAAUCACAGGUCUUGUCUGAAAGAAUCGUGCACCAAUAAGCAAGAAUGGAGCAUGUCAAAGACAUCGAACAUGAACCUAGAUCUAGUUCUUUUUCAGAUAAGCAGAAUGAGGAAUCCAAUUUCCAGUGCUCUAAUUGAGUCACCAGUAUGUUCGGAGCCAAGUGACAGGUGGCUCAAACGCCUGCAAAAUGGUAUAUUGGAUCCUCAUUUGCCUUGUUCCAAGAGAUCAAAGAUUGGAGAUGGUCCACCACCUGGAGGAGCAUGUACCGUCUUUGGUUCAGAGCUUAAUUUUGACAUGGGAAAAGCUGACAUGAUCAACCAGGGGAAGGAGGUCCAGGUAAGGUAUGGAAGAUUGAUUAACCAACAAAAUCUAGAAGCCUCUCUUAUUUCGGCAAAAAGUCUUAACAGCUGGAUAGGAAGAUGGUGCCAAGGUGGCACCCCUAUUUACCAUGGCUCUUCAAAUGUUGAAAAGCAAACACCAAAAUUUAAUAUGCCACCUGAUGAUCUUGAAGGCCAGUUUCCAAGCAUUGCUGCAAUGGCGAUGAUGGGGCGAGCAAUGAACAAACUGCGGCCUUGCGAACUUCAGAAAAGGGGACCUUCGGUAGUGUGGAAGACACAAGGGCUGUGACAUUUUAGAAGUGUGCUUUUUCCCCCCUGUCCACUAGCUGUGCCUGUCAGCAGAUAUCUGCAGGUAAAAAAGACGUGUUGUUAAACUGAUUAUAAUGUGUGAUUGCCUAGUCUAUUCUUUGUCCUAAAUCUUACUUCUUCUAUUUAUAGUGUCUCACAUUCUAUUCUAUUAUGCAUUAAAUUUUGUCAGUUGUCUUCUGUGUUCCAUGAAAAACAAGAUCGUAACAUUAAUGGACAGUAUAAGCAGGCCUUUA
Panicum virgatum (switchgrass) is the source of this 4340-nucleotide messenger RNA. RefSeq lists its product as uncharacterized. Lineage: Eukaryota; Viridiplantae; Streptophyta; Magnoliopsida; Poales; Poaceae. The transcript has 4 exons. Gene Ontology annotation, biological process: regulation of photomorphogenesis. Bases 1970 to 4087 code for a protein of 705 amino acids. The record is from RefSeq and is a predicted model, not a curated record.